AUGAUUCCAGUGGUUUGUGUGAUGGAGUGGAUCCUCCAUAGUAAGCAUUACUCAAAGGAAGUUAAAUGUUCUGUUGUGGUUGUGGUGAUAGGCGUGGGUGUUUGCACUGUCACUGAUGUCAAAAUUAAUGCCGAAGGUUUUUUAUGUGCUUGUGUCGUUGUUUUAGCCACAUCAUUGCAACAAAUUGUGUUCAUACUCCUUUCAUGCUCGUUGGUGGUUUUCUGCAACAUUAGUCGGUACCUAUGUAUCGGACAUUUCUCAGCAGUUUCAUUUCAGGUUUUAGGCCACAUGAAGACAGUAUGUGUCCUGAGCCUUGGGUGGUUCUUAUUUGAUUCAGAAUUGACUUUCAAGAAUAUUAUGAGGAUGCUGGUUGCAGUGGCAGGGAUGGUAAUUUAUAGCUGGGCAGUCGAUGCUGAAAACUCCUCCUCCAAGAUCACAACUCAUACUAAACACAGUUUGACUAAAGAUGAGCUCAAUUUACUCAAGGAAGGUUUAGAGGACAUCCCCAUUAAGGAUUAUGAGCUUGUUCAAUCUAAAUAG
This is a messenger RNA of Lactuca saligna, 540 nucleotides long. Lineage: Eukaryota; Viridiplantae; Streptophyta; Magnoliopsida; Asterales; Asteraceae. The record is from the annotation of a GenBank genome assembly.